AUGAGAAGCAACGAUUCUCUUGUCAUUUUAGCUCUGGUGAGGACCAUUUUGAGUGUAAAAGACCUCCAGUUCACGUCAGCUGUUGAACGAGACCAAGAUGGCUUUGAGUGGAAAUUUUGCAACCAGAAGCAGCACGAGCUGCUUCAAGCCAUUGAUUGCUUCUACGAAUCACCGGCUCCGCGGGUUAAGUUCUACACGAGAACACAGCUACUACAGGCCAUGUACCGAACGCGACUAAGUCACGUCGCACGUCUCUAUGGCGCUGGAGAUCUCAUGACCUUUCUUUAUCCAUACCUAAGGAAUGGUCAAGAGACGGAGAAGGCGAAAAUCCGGAUGUUCCAGUGGGUACAGAAAGACCAACGCAGGGUUCGAAAUGUGACCUAUCACAGCGCCCAAAUCCUUGCACUUUUGAGAAAAUACCCCCAGUAA
Molecule: messenger RNA, 429 nt
Organism: Cladophialophora bantiana CBS 173.52
Lineage: Eukaryota; Fungi; Ascomycota; Eurotiomycetes; Chaetothyriales; Herpotrichiellaceae
Exons: 1
Coding region: 1-429 (142 amino acids)
Source: RefSeq, a predicted model, not a curated record